UACAACGUCACUUCAUUUGGUACAUUUCCGUCUAAAAUGCAUUUCAUCUCGAAAUCCUCCGAUAAUAAUGAUACAUUCAUUGUAUAUACAUACACGUGACUCUCGAUCAAGCUUUUGAAGUACUGUAGUAAGGUUACAAGGGUAGCUCCCACUUUCACAUCGCCCCAUUUCUCUUCCCCUCACUCCAACCCGAUUAUAUUACAACCCUUCACAUUCAGAAUGAGACCACCGAAUUCAUCACUGAAAAGGCUUAAGCCUUAUAUAUGUCAAGCGUGUACGAGACGUAUAAGAGGUUUUGCCACAACUUCUUCGUACUAUAACAACACUUCCCCUUCGACCUCUCCUUCGACUUCAAAUUCAACUACAAACGCAGGCCCAGAUGUUUAUGAUGUGGUAUGUGUUGGUGGUGGCCCUGCUGGAUUAAGUCUAGCUGCUGCUUUGCGUAUGCUUUUCUCCUUUCUCUAUGUCAAUAUUUCAUUCUUAAAUAUAUAUAUAUAUCCAUUUAUUCAUUAAAUAAAUGAAAACUCACUGAAAUCCAGGCGCAAGCGCCCUUACUCGCAAUCUCCGUCUAGCCCUAAUCGAACCACAAUCCCUUUCCAAAUCGCUCAAUUGGAAACUUAAGGAGGGAGAAUAUUCAAAUAGAUGUAGUAGUUUGACGCCGAAGAGCGUGAGGUUUCUCCAGGAGAUGGGGGCUUGGGAAUUGGUCGAGCGGCAGAGGGUACAGGGUUAUGGGGGCAUGCAGGUUUGGGAUGGGGUUAGUGGGGGGAGGAUCGAGUUUGAUGUUGAGGAAGGGCAGGGGUUGGUGCAGGAUAAUACUGCUGAGGGGAAGGUAGUGGCUUAUAUGAAUGAGAAUGCGAAUUUGGUGAGGGGGUUACUGCGGAGGAUAGAGGGGUUAGGAGGGGUUGAUGUUUUGGAGGGGAAGGUUGCGAAUAUUGAGUUGGGACACGAAACAGAAGAGGGUGAUUUUUCUGGCUGGCCAAUUGUGAAGGUUGAAGGGCAGGAGAAAAGUCUCGCCGCGAGAUUACUAGUCGGUGCAGAUGGGCAAAAUUCCCCCGUGAGGAAAUUCGCAGGAAUAGAGAGUCGAGGGUGGGAUUAUGGUCGUGUAGGUGUAGUAGCGACGUUGGGAUUGGAAGCACGACAUGAAGUAGGCAAGAUCGCAUAUCAAAGAUUCUUACCUACAGGACCCGUGGCCAUGUUACCUCUCCCAGGAAACUACGCAACAUUAGUUUGGAGCACCACACCGGAGAAUGCGGCUGUUUUGAAAACACUGAGUCCGAGAGAUUUCAUCGCUAUGGUUAAUGCAGCGUUCAGAUUAAGCACUGUAGAUUUAAAAUACAUGCAUACCCAAUCCUCAGGCCAAGCAGAAGAAGUGUCAUGGCGUCUCCAACAUACACCCAUUUCCGGCUCCGUCCCCGCCCCAGUAACCGGCGUCCAGGAAAAUAGCAUCGCUUCCUUCCCCCUCAAAAUGCGUCACGCGGAUACAUACAUCGGGGAACGUAUCGCGCUCGUCGGAGACGCCGCACAUACUAUUCAUCCGCUAGCGGGCCAGGGACUAAAUCAAGGACAAGGAGAUGUUGAGAGUUUAGUGAAGAGUAUCGGCUAUGCCGUGGAACAUGGCAUGGAUAUUGGGGUGCGCAUGAGUUUGGAGGGGUAUAAUUCCGAGAGGUAUAUGCAGAAUCAUGUGUUACUGGGAGUGGUGGAUAAGCUGCAUAAGUUGUAUAGUGUGGAGCGUGGACCGGUAGUUUGGGGGAGGACGUUAGGUUUGAGGGCGGUGGAUGCGAUGGCGCCGUUGAAGAAAUUCUUGAUGGGUCAGGCGGCGGGGACGGGGGCAAAAAUUUUGUAGGGUUGUUGUAAGAUAGUAUUAGAGAUGGGGUUAUUGUAUGAAUACAGCUAGAGGGUUCAGAUGAUGAUGCAAUGGGUAUGAUGGAUGGAUGUGGGAAUAAUGACAACAGACAAAUCUUGAUAAUAUAAUAAUCGCUCCCUAUAUUCUAUU
This is a messenger RNA of Sclerotinia trifoliorum, 1993 nucleotides long. The record is from the annotation of a GenBank genome assembly. Lineage: Eukaryota; Fungi; Ascomycota; Leotiomycetes; Helotiales; Sclerotiniaceae.